This is a messenger RNA of Didymella exigua CBS 183.55, 1518 nucleotides long. RefSeq names its product 4-aminobutyrate aminotransferase. The coding region runs from base 1 to 1518 and encodes 505 amino acids. Gene Ontology annotation, biological process: GABA catabolic process. NCBI's taxonomy places the organism in Eukaryota, Fungi, Ascomycota, Dothideomycetes, Pleosporales, Didymellaceae. The record is from RefSeq and is a predicted model, not a curated record. The transcript has a single exon. Gene Ontology annotation, cellular component: mitochondrion. Gene Ontology annotation, molecular function: pyridoxal phosphate binding.
AUGGCGUCUCUCCUCAGCACAGCACGCCGCGCGCGGUCGUCGGUUGCGCGCCCGGCUGCACAGGCGCUGCGCAGGCAGUAUGCGUCUGCUGGCGCGGCGGCCGUGUCGCCAGAAGCAAGCGAGCAGGCCUUCUUCCCUGACGAGCCCAGGCAGCCUAUUAUCAAGACGCAGAUGCCAGGCCCUAAGAGUAGGGCGGCAAUUGAGCGGCUCGGCAAGGUCACGGACACGCGCAGCCUGAACAUGAUGGCCAAUUACCAGCAGAGCUACGGCAACUACAUUGCCGACCUCGACGGCAACGUGCUCCUCGACGUGUACGCGCAGAUUGCGUCAAUUCCCGUGGGCUACAACAACGCGGCCCUGCAGCUCGCCGCGACGUCGCCCGAGAUGGCGUCGGCGCUGAUCAACCGCCCGGCGCUCGGCAACUUCCCGCAGCACGACUGGGCCGACAUCCUCGAGACGGGCAUCCUUGCCGUCGCGCCCAAGGGCCUCAAUCAGGUCUUCACCGCUCAGGCCGGAUCCGACGCCAAUGAGCUCGCGUACAAGGCCGCCUUCAUGUGGAAGCGCCAGCAGGAGCGCGGCAGCUACGACGCCGACUUCUCUGCCGCCGACGUGGCCUCGGCCAUGGACAACCAGGCGCCCGGCGCCCCGGACAUGUCCAUCAUGUCCUUCAGCAAGGGCUUCCACGGCCGCCUCUUCGGCAGCCUGUCCACGACCCGCUCCAAGCCCAUCCACAAGCUCGACAUCCCGGCCUUCGACUGGCCCCAGGCGCCCUUCCCCGCCCUGCAGUACCCGCUCGCCGACUUUGCCGCCGAGAACGCCGCCGAGGAGCAGCGCUGCCUCGCCGAGACGGAGCGCCUGAUCCGCGAGUUCCCUAAGCCCGUCGCCGCCGUCGUCGUCGAGCCCAUCCAGUCCGAGGGCGGCGACAACCACGCCUCGCCCGCCUUCUUCCAGGGGCUGCGCGACAUCACGGCCCGCAACAACGUGCUACUCAUUGUCGACGAGGUGCAGACGGGCGUCGGCGCGACGGGCAGGUUCUGGGCACACGACCACUGGAACCUCGCCUCCCCGCCGGAUAUGGUGACGUUCAGCAAGAAGGCCCAGACGGCGGGCUACUACUACGGCAACGACGCGCUGCGGCCCAACAAGCCCUACCGCCAGUUCAACACGUGGAUGGGUGAUCCUGCGCGCGCCAUCCUGUUCCGCGCCAUCAUCCGCGAGAUCGAGCGCCUCGACCUCGUCGCCCACACUGCCGCCACCGGCGACUAUCUCUACGCCGGCCUCCAGCGCCUGGCCGAGCGCUACCCGGGGGACAUCCAGAACCUGCGCGGACAGGGCCAGGGCACGUUUAUUGCCUGGGACACGCCGCGCCGCGAUGAGAUACUCAAGACCGCCAAGGCGCACGGUGUGAAUAUCGGCGGUAGCGGUGCGCACGCGGUGCGCCUCAGGCCUAUGCUGAUCUUCCAGAGACACCACGCGGAUCUGCUGCUGGAGAGGCUGGAGGCUAUUCUGAAGCAGUGA